UGAUCAGGAACAGUCAACUUGGAUUCACAAAGCACAAAUCGUGCCUGACCAGCCUGUUUGCCUUCUAUGACAAGGAGUCACGCUUCCAAAGAGCUAAUGACAGACCAAGGCAGAGCCCGUUCAUGAAUCCUUCUCCAAUAACACGUGUCUCCUGAGGCUGUUCACUUGGGCUUGGGUCCCUCUACUAUGCAAUCAGACCCACAGAAUACAUGGCAGAUAGGCUCGUAACUGUGCAUGGGACUGACAAGAACUUGCAGGAAGACUGGGAGUGACCUCGAUGCACCUGGCAGUGGACACACUGUGCUCAGUUCCUGGUGCAGGCUAGCACUGAGAUCACUUAGGAAAACAAGGAGUAAACUGCAGAGAUUGUGCUGUGUCUGUUCCACGUGUCAGAUCCCCGGUCCCACCAGUUGCUCACCCUGAGGCCUGCAGCCAUGGCGGGAUGGGGAUGCCAGGAGGAUCCUGCAGAGUACUGUGCAGGAGGCUACUGCCCUGUGCAGAAGGGAGACACGUUCCAUGGAAGAUACCGGGCGGUGCACAAGCUGGGCGCUGGCUACUUCUCUACAGUCUGGUUGUGCCAGGACACGGUAGAGAAGAGGCAUGUGGCUGUGAAGGUGGCCAAGGGUGGGCAGAGCUUUGCUGAGGCUGCGCAGGAUGAAAUCUCCCUGCUCCAGUGUGUGAGCAGCAUGAAGAAGAAGGACCGGGCAGGGGACAAUAUUGUCCAUUGUUUACGUGACUUCAAAAUGCUUGGAGCAAAUGGCUUCCAUGUGUGCUUGGUGUUUGAGUUGCUGGGCCCUUCUCUGCGAUGUCUAAUGAGAAGCCAUGGAGCCCAGGGACUGCCCUUGCCGUUUGUGAAGAAAGCCCUGCAACAGGUCCUGGCAGGGCUGCAGUUCCUGCACGGCAGCUGCCGGAUUAUCCACGCAGACAUCAAGCCAGAGAACAUCUUGCUGCGGGUGGAUGAGGAGAGCCUCCAGAAGCUUCUGCAUGAGACAGUUGCCUGGAGCCGGAGCACAGAUCUGGGUCUAAAGAAACCAGGAAUUCUUGCCAGUCAGUCAGCUCGUUGCAGUAUAAUGAAAAUGGGAGUGAAAAUUGCUGACCUGGGCAGUGCUUGCUGGACUUACAAGCCACUGGCCAAGGAGAUCCAGACUCAGCCCUACCGAGCCCUGGAGGUGCUUCUUGGGUUAGAGUACAGCACUCCAGCAGAUGUCUGGAGCACGGCCUGCCUGGCAUUUGAAAUGGUGACUGGUGAGUGCCUUUUUGAGCCCCGGGCUGGGAAAUAUUUCUCCAGAGACGAUGAUCAUGUUGCUCGUAUCAUUGAGCUCCUGGGAAGAAUCCCUCCUGAAAUUGCUUUCUCCUGGAAACAGAAAUCAAAGUUCUUCAGCAGUCAAGAUCCAAGGUUGUGUGUGUCUGCAAACUGCCUGUCUGUUCUGGAAGGGGGGAAGGCACUGUCCCUCAUAAGUAAGUCUGUAACAUUGCAUGUGAUUCUUUUCAGGAAAAGAAAACCUUUUUGCUUGCUAGAAUAGUAACUAGCAAGCACCUUGUUCUAAGAAAGAGUUUCUGUGGCAGUAAAUUAUUUGAAGCUUCACAUAAAAAAAAUAAAAAAGCCUGGUCUGCAGUACAAGAGGAAAACUGAGGCAUGUCACUGUUGGGGAGGGCUAGCAACUCUGAGGUAAUUCAAGGGAGUGGAAGGUCACGAGUACCGAUGAAGCGCCCUUGUUCUCAGAAAGUUGCAGCUCACUUGCCCAUAGAAGUGGUAAGGAACUAGCUGUAACUGGUUCCCCAAACAGAUCUUAAGCAGUAUUUUAAGUUAUAAUAGGCCACCCCAAUGGGGGUACAAGUGUUUUCUUUGUCUUUCAGAUCAUCAAAAAGCACUAAUAUCAGCUGAAAGUUAACUGAAAAAACCAAACAAACCAUGGUUCUGUGUCAUGACAUAAUAAGUUUGUGUUCUGUGUUCUGUCCAGAUUUGUAUGUGGGUCUUGAUUUUGCUAUAUGUAUUUCAAACAUUGUUGUGUGUACAAUAUUGUUGUUUUAGUGAAAGAAUAAUUAAAGUCCCUUGAAUAAUCUUAACUUUGUGCUUUACACAAACGGUUCUUGCUUUUACAAUUCUAGUGGAGUUUUAGUAGCAGGCUAUGCAGUUUGUAUUGUCUAGAAUGUAGUGCAAUCUGCUCCUCUACCUGCUGUUUUUCCCUUCUCUCCUAUCAUUGCCAGCUCCUACGCCAUCUCUGUCAGAACUGGCCCUCCUGCGAGACCAAGCCCCAGAAUCAGAAAAGCAGGAGUGCUCCCUAAAUUGUCACACAUUGGCAAAAGGGGGGAUGGUAGCAACCCGAAAACAAAAUUGGUUUGCUCCUAAAUUCUCCCAAGCAGCCAAAGAUUACUGUCUGGCUUGCCCUGUCUGCCAAGCCCACAACGUGAGUAAACCUGUAAAGACAGUUCUGGCAACCAGACCUUCACCUUUAGGACCAUUUCUGAAUUUAAAAAUGGACUUUAUUCAAUUGCCUAAAUGUCAAUCUUUUGAAUAAUGUGCUGGUUAUUGUUUGCUUGUUUUUGAGAUGAGUAGAAGCUUAUCCCUGCAGGAAAGCAGAUGCCAUCACAGUGGCAAAGAAACUUCUAAAUCAUUACAUCCCAUCAUGGGGAAUACAUCUUGUGAUCUCCAGUGAUAGAGGUACCAACUUUACUGGACAAAUUGUUCAAAAACUGGCAAAGUACUACUCUUUCAGACAAGCACUGCACUGUGCGCGACACCUGGAGAGCGCAGAAGCAGUAGAAAGAUGAAACAGGAUUUUAGAGAACAAACUUGCUAAAAUAUGUGAGAACUCUGGUUUAACAUAGGUAGAAGCACUUCCGAAUGCCCUAAUGAGCAUGAGAGCCACUCCUAAUAAAAAAACUGGACUCAGUCCAUAUGAAAUUGCAUGUGGCCGACGUAUGAGAUUGUUAAGCAGCCCAGAAAUUGACUUGGCUGAUGCCACACUUAUUAAAGGAAGCACAGUCAAGUAUUGUCAAGAACUUAUGAGGUGUGUACAGUCUUAUCAUUCACAGGUUAAAGACGCCUUCCAGGAGGCCCCGACUGAGCCGGGCCAUAAACUACAACCAGGAGACUGGGUUUGCGUGAAAGUUCACCCUCGGAAGACUUCCCUGGAACCCAGGUGAAAGGGUCCCUACCAAGUCCUUCUUACCACUUAUACUGCUGUAAAGAGCGAGGGAUUGCCCGCCUGGAUUCACGCCUCCCACUGCAAACUGGUUCCUACAGAGGUUGGCCCCAACAAGGAGCACCGCGGACCUAGUACCAGAGACCCAGGUCCAGAAGCAGACGGGGAUCAACGCAGGCUUGGUACCGGCAAUCCAGGCCCAGAAGCAAACGAGCCUGAGAGACCAAGGCUAAGGUACCAGCUGCGGCCCAAAAGAACCUGCCAGCGUUAGGUGAAGCAAACUACGAAGUCCUGAAGAACAGCCAGCAUGAGGCUGGACAAACAAUUCAUGUUAAGCUCAUGCUUAAUCUUGUUUUUAAUACCUAGCAGUUAUAACCUAUAUGGUUCAAAUGUGUUGAUGCUUUUAAUGAACCAAGUUUCCCAAGAAUUUAAUUCCACAGGUUGCUGGAUAUGUGCUCACAGUCCUGUACAUUCAGAAGGAGGCAUCCCAAUGAUUCCAGUCCCACUAAACAACACUCAAAUGAAUGGCACACUGUUUAGUGAACUAAAGCCAAAUGAUACUUGGCAGGAUAAAGGGUUUACUAACCCAGGGUAUAUCCGCCUAGCCUUGACCCCAAUUGGAAAGUACUGCUGGACAUGUAAUAGUUCAGGAGCCAGGGUAGGAAUAAGCGAAAACGGAAUGGCCCUAGACUACGUCCUAGCAAAUAAGGGCAGGGUUUGUGCCUUAGUAGGAAGAGAAUGCUGUGUGUAUAUCACUGACACCAGCAAGGAAGUAGAGGAAGAUGCCUCAGAAAUUGAAAGAACUGUAGAAAGCCUAAGACAGGAGGAAAACUGAACCCUUUAGGGUUAGUUGAGAAGCUAGUUUGGACAUGUGAAAACUUAGAUUCUGCAAGGUGUAGUUUUAAUAUUAGCUAUAUUCUUUUGUGUUUAUUUUUGUUUCUUGUUAAUCAAAUGCUAUAUUUCUUGUAUUCUAGAAAACACAAGACAGACCCUUACCAAUGGGAAUGUAGAACUCAUGAUAUUAAAAUAUGAUGAGCAAGAAAUGUAUAUAAAGGCUUUGAUGGAAAUGGAGGCAUGAAAUGGCUUCAAAGUUAGCCUUUAAAAGGCUAAAAGGGGGGAUUUGUAGAAACCAUUUAGCUAGAAGCCAUUCAUAUUUAGCUAGAAGCCAUUCUGUAUAACAAAAGCCAUUUCAGUUUCUUGUGUCUGCACGUACACU
Pelodiscus sinensis (Chinese soft-shelled turtle) is the source of this 4362-nucleotide messenger RNA. The record is from RefSeq and is a predicted model, not a curated record. Lineage: Eukaryota; Metazoa; Chordata; Testudines; Trionychidae.